AUGCGGAAAUUAAAAAAAAUAUUUUUAAUUAAUUUUUUAUUUAUUUUUUAUUCACAAUUCUCUUUUGUUAUUUCAGUUUUUUUAAAUUUAUCCCACAUUCUCCAUUAUACUCUCUUAGAUAUCCAGUUGGCUUUAAUUGAAGAGAUAAAGGACGGUGCCGGUGUUCUUCGGCCAGAGAAGCUCAAACAAAAAGGAAUUACUUGUAUAAUUAAUGCAACAAUAGAAGAACCGACAACUAAUUUAUCUGGUAUUGACUGCGUCAGAAUCCGCAUAGAAGAUUCUCCUUAUUCUCGACUUGAUAAUUAUUUUGAUUUAGCUGCAGACAAAAUUAGAUCCAUUAGAGAACGUGGAGGUAAAACACUCGUUCAUUGUGUUGCCGGUGUUUCACGUUCUGCUACUCUUUGCAUUGUCUAUCUAAUAAAAUAUGAGAGAAUGUCAUUAAGACAAUCAUAUCACUAUGUUAAAUCCUCUAGACCAAUUAUUCGGCCAAAUCUUGGUUUUUGGCAACAAAUGGUUGAUUAUGAACGAAAACUUAGGGGACAUAGUACUGUUACAAUGAUUCCAGUUGAAGGUUCGCCUUUUGCCUUUCCAGAUGUUUAUUCUCAGGAUCUACGUAAACAUAUUUUAACAAAUCCUGGCCCACCUCAACACGAUUCAACAUUAAUUGCUUUACAAAAACGUUUAAGAGAGCGUGAACAACAAAGAGAAAAUAGUAAUGCUGCUGCAGCUGCUAGGGCAACUUUAAUACCUAUUCAAUUAGUUAAUACUACAUCUAAUGGAAAUUCAUCUUCUUUAGCUUCUCGUUUAAGUUCUUCAACAAAUCAACGAAGAAAUAACGGAUUAGAUUCUUCUCUUCGUCAUCGCCAUUCUUCCUCUGCUUUACCUAGUCGUUCUACUCAAAAUAAUGUCCAACAAAAUUCUUCAAUUAAUUCAACCUUUCCUUGGCGUGUUUCUUCACUUUUGUCACCAGCCCCAGGGAGGCGUUCUGCUGCCGGUUUCUCUAAUGGAAGGGGAGAAACUGGGCUUUUUGGUAUGCCAUCGCUUUUUCAACAACAGCAACAACAAAGUCUUUUCCCGGCUUUUUAA
Messenger RNA from Meloidogyne enterolobii, 1086 nucleotides. Lineage: Eukaryota; Metazoa; Nematoda; Chromadorea; Rhabditida; Meloidogynidae. The record is from the annotation of a GenBank genome assembly.